CCUUUUCCAUUUCAAUAAAAAAAAAACCCCAUAAAUCAAUUGCGUGAAAUUACAAUAAGUGUAAAAUAAUGAGUCCAUGCUUUGUUUUAUGAACCUGGAGCGUCCUCUCCCACACCACACUAGUCACUCCCCACAGAUAGAGAGAGAUCGCUCUUGCUUCGUGAACCUACUUUCUCCCUUAUUUUACGUGAAUGAUAAUGAUCACAUUAUACGUCAUUUCUUAGUUACUCCAGUCUCCAAACUCCAGAGAGAGAAGCUCAAGUUUUGAAUUUGCAUGUUCGAGUUUGCUAAGGUCACAAACGAAGAUUUUACCUGGAACAUCUCGGCCUUUCUCUUCAUGAUUCAUAGUUUCCGAGAAACUAACACAAAGCACUCUCCUUGCUGAGGAAAAACCAGAUUCAAAGCCGUGCCCUUUGACUCUUUGAGCCUACCCAGUCGGACUCUGAAAAACCCACAUAAAAAAAGAAAGAAAGAUGGGACCUUUUGCUUUCUUAACAUUAUCUAUUUUGUUCUCUGCCUUGCUUCAUUACUCCUUUGCCGGGUUACUCGCCGAACCGGUCGCUGGUCACGACCAGCCGUUAAAACCAGGCGACUACCCAAACUCGGUCCCUGCCUUCCCGGUCCAAACAGAGGCCCAGAGGUGCCGGCUUGACCUCUCAGCCGAGCUAUUCGGCGGCGUGAAUGACGCGUGCGGUAGAAACUUGGACCGGAGCCGAUGCUGCCCUGUUUUAGAGGCAUGGGUGUUCGCGGCUCACGCCCGUUCGGCCCUCCAGGUCCCAGCACCGGCUCCAGCAGCCGAGCCGGAUCUUCCUAUGAUGCCGGACGACUCGCAGAGGUGCGUGAACUCACUACAAAGCGCGUUGCUGAGCAAGAACGUGAGGAUUCCACAACCGAACGCGACCUGCGAUCCUAUUUUGUGCUUUUGUGGUAUAAGGCUUCAUCAAAUUAGCUCGCUUAGUUGCCCUGCUGCAUUUAAUGUCUCUGCCGGGUUUCAUAAUGUGACUCCCACUGCUGCUGUCAAGAAUUUGGAGAAGAAUUGCAGAAAUUCCUCGUACGCAGGAUGCACUAAGUGCCUUGGUGCCCUCCAAAAGCUAAAAGGCGGAUUCAGGAACGGUACCGAGGACCACAGCACGAGCGAGAGGGCCCACAAGAUGUUCAACAGGGACUGCCAGCUCAUGGGGCUGACGUGGCUACUUGCCCGUAACAAAACGGCGUACAUACCAACCGUUUCCGCUGUGCUGCGCGCCAUCAUGUACAGUGCGUACCCACCGCACGAAUCCAAAUGUAGUCCCGAUCAAGAAAACAUGCCGCUAGCCGUUGACUCGCUGCAGUUCGAGACGGGCCAAUCGUCUUCUUCAACCUUAUCGUCGCGUCAUUUUUCGUUGUUUACGAUUUUGCCCUUAAUGAUUUUGCUUUCUCUGUUUGGGUAGGGGCAAUCGUUGGUGGUUGGUAGUCUAUGAUUUUGCUGGCCUGUAUUUUUUUGUCAAGAAUCUGUGGGGAGGGGGGUCACCUGAUGGCUGAUGCUAGUAGACAAACGGGCUAAUGAGGUUCAGGGUUGUUUUUGUCCUUUUGCCACUGUAAAUUUCAGCCUCGUUUGCAGACUUGGUCUGUUUACUGUUUAGUAUUCUUUUCUUCCACAAAAGCUUUAGCAGUUUUGGGUAUUUCUGGCAUUACAAUGGUUGUAUAUUUGCCGUGGAAUCCAUUUUAGGUGCUCAGUUGGGUAUU
Messenger RNA from Tripterygium wilfordii, 1725 nucleotides. RefSeq lists its product as uncharacterized. Lineage: Eukaryota; Viridiplantae; Streptophyta; Magnoliopsida; Celastrales; Celastraceae. The record is from RefSeq and is a predicted model, not a curated record. Bases 474 to 1430 code for a protein of 318 amino acids. The transcript is spliced from 2 exons.